Messenger RNA from Cynoglossus semilaevis (tongue sole), 4753 nucleotides. It is a transcript of the gene trpa1b, whose product is annotated as transient receptor potential cation channel, subfamily A, member 1b. The transcript has 31 exons. Gene Ontology annotation, biological process: monoatomic ion transmembrane transport. Bases 613 to 4008 code for a protein of 1131 amino acids. Gene Ontology annotation, cellular component: transmembrane transporter complex; membrane. Gene Ontology annotation, molecular function: monoatomic ion channel activity; protein binding. The record is from RefSeq and is a predicted model, not a curated record. Lineage: Eukaryota; Metazoa; Chordata; Actinopteri; Pleuronectiformes; Cynoglossidae.
CACCAUUUGCAGGAAGUGUCAAGUUGACAACAAACCAUCAAGCAAUGUGUGCAGAUGUUUCCUAAUUUUUGUUCGAGACAACUGGGAAGCAAAUGUGAACUCCAGUUCCAAAGGUGGAAAACCAAGCAGACUCGACCAGGAUUCUGAGGGCUUCAACCGAGGACGACCAACCAACACCUGACGUCUGAUGAAGCUAACGCCGCAGCUCACUGGAAUGCUGAGGGACAGCUAACAGCUGGUACUGGAGUCCACAGUGACACCGGGAGCACAUGAUGGAAGACAGCGGAUGACAAUGGAAUCAGUCCAGGGAGGCAGAUAAAACCGGGGGGAAAUGGGAAAAGACCGGGACCUGGAAGUUUUGGAAACCCUUGUCACCCUGAAUACACAAGGAUCAUGCUGGGACACGUGGGACGGCUUCACAUGAGCUGCCUCCAGCUGUGAAGAACGUAAUUGCUUUCCUCAACAAAAGGCGUUUAACUUCAGAACCCUCUGCAGAUCUGGAUGCCCUUCGAGACCGUCACGUCUGUAUGUUGGCGAGCGAGGUUGUUACUGGACACGUGUCGCUGCUGCUGGUCUUCAUGAAGACUCAUCUACACUGAGACUCCUUGAACCAUGAACUUCAACAGAGAGCUGACUCGUCGGAACAGCUGUUACACAUACGUGGUUGAAGAAGAAGAUCCAACCCUGGCCAGCCUGAAUGUGUUUGAGUUGGCUGAGAAGGGUGACCUGGCUCUGCUGCAGAGCCUGGCCAGGAAGAACCCUGAGGUCCUUAGAGAGAGAGAUGAAUGUGGAGCGGGCCUCCUUCAUCACGCUGCUGCGGGGGGCCACGCCACUCUCAUCCAAUUCAUCACCACCGUCCUCGACUCACAGGCUAAGUACAUUCCAGCCAUUGAUCAUCAUGUGCAGUCCAUCACAGAGCUGAACAGCUGUGAUGAUCAGGGAAGCGUGGCCCUUCACUGGGCGGUGGAGUGGAACAAGGAACCGAGCCUCAGGGCUCUUAUGGACCUAGGGGCCAACCCCAACAUUCUGAACAAGGCCCUCAUGUCUCCCCUACACCUGGCUGUCAGCCAUGGACACGAUAACCUGGUGGAGCUGUUACUGUCCUACAGUUCCACAGACAGUAAUCUGGAGGGAGACCUGGGGAACACUCCUGUGAUCCUGGCCUGCUCCAUCAACAACUGUCAGGCUCUCAAUAUAUUGCUGAAGCACGGAGCGAUGCUCUGCCAUCAAAACAAGCUGGGCCAUUUCCCCAUCCACGCUGCUGCGUUCGCAGGUGCAAAGAAAGCCAUGGAGGUGAUCCUGAAGGCCGGAGAGGAGGCCGGUCACUCACUCACUGGACACAUUAACUACAUAGAUAAAUCAAGGAGCAGCCCCCUCCACCUGGCUGUCCGCGGAGGGAACCUUGAAACCAUCCGCCUUUGCAUUGCUACGGGAGCCAAAAUUGACCAACAACAGAAUGACAAGUCCACUCCUUUACACCUGGCCUGCACCCAGGGAGCCACUGAAGUAGUCAAACUGAUGCUCUCCUCCGUCGACCAAGUGGAAGACAUCAUCAAUCUGACUGACGGAGCGCGUCAGACCCCUCUGCACAGGGCUACAAUAUUUGACCACGUGGAGCUGGCAGAGAACCUCAUUUCUUUGGGUGCCGAUCUGAGCAGCACAGACUGUAAGGGAUACACACCGUUGCUGUUGGCCGCCAGCUGUGGAGCAUGGAGAACUUUGUCUCUGUUGCUGUCCAAAGGGGCAAAUCCAAAUGUGAGAGACCUGAGUGGCUGUAACUUCCUUCACCUGGUCAUCCUGCAGCCCAAAGGUCUGAAGAACCUCCCAGAAGAAGUUUUUCAGAAUAACAGUGUCAAAGACCUGCUGAGCUGUGAGGACAACGACGGCUGCACCCCGCUCCACUACGCCUGCAGACUGGGAAUCCACGAGUCGGUGAAGAACAUGCUUGGUCUCUCGGGGGACAUCGGCCUUGCAUGCAAGUCCAAGGACAAGAAGUCUGUCUUGCACUUUGCAGCUCAGUAUGGACGAAUCAACACAUGCCACAGGCUGCUGGAGAGCAUCACAGAUUCUCGCCUGCUGAAUGAGGGUGAUGAGCGAGGUCUGACACCACUUCAUUUGGCCUCCAGGGCGGGACAUACCAAGGUGGUGCAGUUGCUGCUGCGCAAAGGAGCGCUCUUUCACAGUGAUUAUAGAGGCUGGACUUGUCUGCACCACGCUGCAUCAGAGGGAUACACACAAACUAUGGACAUUGUCCUGUCAGCCAAUCCCAAGCUAAUGGAUAAAACAGACGAGGACGGGAACACUGCACUCCACAUCGGAGCAAAGGAGGGACAUGCUGCUGCAGUCAAGCUAAUGUUGGCCCGCGGAGCAAUGAUUGUCUUAAACAAGAAUGAAACCUCAUUUCUCCACGAGGCCGUGCAGAAUGGGAGAAAAGAUGUGGUCAACGCUGUCAUUGACAGUGAUAGGUGUCCCGAGGCUGUGGCUUGUUUCAAAGGGGAUUCACAUCAGAAAUGUCCCAUUUUGGACAUGAUUGAGUUUCUUCCAGAGAGCUUCAAGUACUUGCUGGACCACUGUGUUAGGGAGUCUGAAGAUGACCACAACAGUCCAAACUACCAUAUUGAAUAUAGUUUCAGAUGGCUCCAACCUCCUAUUACACUGAAGAGGGAAAAUGGCAAAAAUCUGUUCAAGCCACUGGCUGCACUCAAUGCGAUGGUAAAGUACAACCGGUUGGAACUGCUCAACCACCCGGUCUGCAAAAAGUAUCUGCACAUGAAAUGGGUUGCAUAUGGAAUAAAAGCUCACAUAAUGAACAUGUUGAUGUACAUGUUAGGCGUUGUACCCCUGACCCACCUGAUCGUGACUCUGAGGCCCUCGUUUAACACCACAGAAACAGGGGAGCACGUUGUCCACAUGGUGCCCAUUUCUUUCAAAGAGCAAAGCCUGUCCCUGUCCCUCAGCAUAAUCCUGGUCAUUGUCAUGAACAUCUUCUGCAUCGCAAAGGAAAUGGUGCAGAUAUCACAGCAGCGCUGGACUUACUUUAGAGAUUCCACCAACUCCUCUGACUGGUUCACAGCUGUCACUUCUCUCCUUUUCAUCAUCCCUUCCAUAUUGAAUGUAGAAGGAUCCUUACACUGGCAGGCAGGGGCGUUGGCAGUUCUGAACGCAUGGGUUGGAUUUCUCCUUUACCUUCAGAGGUUUGAGGGUGUUGGCAUCUAUAUUGUGAUGUUUGGGGAGAUCCUACGUACACUGUUACGCAUCGUGUUCAUGUUCAUGUACCUCAUGUUAGCCUUUGCACUGGCCUUCCAUGCUUUGAUGCUUAACCAGAGAGAGUUUGACAGCGUGCCUCUGUCACUGGCGCAGACCUUUGUGAUGAUGGUUGGUGAACUCAACUACCAGAGCAACUUUCUGGACCCUUAUCUACGCAACCAGCUGCCAUUUGGUCCACUGACCUACUAUGUUUUUGCUCAUUUUGUGAUGCUGAUGCCAAUACUGCUGGUGAACCUGAUGAUUGGUUUAGCAGUUGGAGACAUCGCUGAAGUGCAAAGAAAUGCUGCGUUGAAAAGAAUAGCCAUGCAGAUUGAUCUUCACACAGCCCUGGAGGAUAAGCUCCCUUAUUGGUUCAUGAAACGAGUUGACAAAUACUCCACCGUGGUUUACCCCAACCGCAAGUGCACAAGGAGCUUCAUAUCGCAAUGGAUUCUUGGUGUUGAGAAAAAGACGGAAAUCUGGGGUCGUGUAAAAGCCAAAUCACAGGCCUGCACUAUGUUGGAGAAUGAGCUGAAGAAGCAAAAGUCCAGGAUGAAGGAGAUGUCCAGCAUGCUGGAGAAGCAGCACAGCCUGCUGAAGCUCAUCAUCCAGAAGAUGGAGAUCACCUCAGAGGCUGAGGAGUACGACGGUCCGGUGAACCUCAAGGGCAACUCCUGGAAGAGUCUGGUUCAACCGCAGCCGAGAAGUGCAUCCAAAUGGUUCCCACUGAUAAAGGCCAUAGGGUCCAGGAGAAAAUGUUGAGGAUGAGUUAUAUAUUAUAUAUAUAUAUAUGACAUUAAUAUAUAUGUGAAAGAAGUUAAAAACGUGUGUGUUGUUAGGCAUUAUGGCAUGAGCUCUUUGUAAGUUUAUUUGUUAUACAGUAGCCAUGAUGAGGUGGCCUUACUUUGUCUGCAGCUGAGUACGUAUUGGUGUUGAAGUGCAGUAGUAGAGUACAAACACAAACAUGUCGAGUUAGUUGUUGUGGAAGUAAACAAUAAGAUGUGAAGAUACCGUGAAAUACUAAUAUUGUCUUGUUGGGUUUAAUAUAGUUCCAUGUGUGACCAGUUGAUGAUUAUAACUGUUAAUCAUAAAUAUUAUAUACAGUAUAUAUGUAUUGUUUGUUUUUCUUCUGCAAACUUGUGUAAAAACACAUGGUUCUAAAACCGUGGCACCUGUGGACAAGAUGUACUUCUAAAAUAAAUAAAAACACUAAUUCUGGAUAAAAAUAAAAAUAAUUAAUGACACUAUUCUUAAAGGAAAACUGUUAAAGAGAUCUAUGGUUGGAGUCUGUAAAACGCUUCUUGCAAUCUGCUGCUAAAUAAAAAAUAUAUAUAAAUAUAUAUAUGACAUACAGUAUAUGUAUAUAUAUUACUUUGCUUUGCUUUGUUUUUUAUGUUGUUGCUAAUUUUAGUUUGUAUUUGCAAUAUAUUGUACAUUGUUGUUUGUUUUUUAUAAAAAUCCAAUAAGCAUGCAAAUUACAGUUUUCACACAAAAGUUUUAAAUGAUA